AUGGGUCUCAACUUGACCCUGGCAAAAUUACCAGAUGCUGAGCCCCACGCCGGGGCCAGCGGCGGCGGCGGCGGCAACUCCAGCCAGGGCUGGGGCCGGAACGGCACGGCACGCGGCGAGUUCGACGGCAUCGUGCUGCCGGCCCUGUACCUCGUCAUCUUCGUGGCCAGCCUGCUGCUCAACGGACUGGCCGUGUGGAUCUUCUUCCACAUCCGCAACAAGACCAGCUUCAUCCUCUACCUCAAGAACAUCGUGGUGGCCGACCUGCUGAUGACGCUCACCUUCCCCUUCCGCAUCGCGCACGACGCGGGCCUGGGGCCCUGGGCCCUCAAGCCCGUCCUGUGCCGCUACACGUCGGUGCUCUUCUACGCCAACAUGUACACGUCCAUCGUCUUCCUGGGCCUCAUCAGCGUCGACCGCUACCUGAAGGUGGUCAAGCCCUUCGGGGACUCGCGCAUGUACAGCGUGGCCUUCACCAAGGCGCUGUCCGUCGGCGUCUGGGUGGCCAUGGCCGUGCUGGCGCUGCCCAACGUCGUCCUCACCAACGUGCCGCCCACCCCGGAGAACGUGCACGAGUGCAUGAGGCUCAAGAGCCCGCUGGGGCGCCGGUGGCACACGGCCGUGGUCUACGUCAACAGCUGCCUCUUCCUGGCCGUGCUGGUCGUCCUCAUCGGCUGCUACAUCGCCAUCUCCAGGUACAUCCGCAAGUCCAGCCGGCAGUUCAUCAGCCAGUCCAGCCGGAAGCGGAAGCACAACCAGAGCAUCCGGGUGGUGGUGGCCGUGUUCUUCACCUGCUUCCUGCCCUACCACCUGUGCCGCGUGCCCUUCACCUUCACGCACCUGGACCGGCUCCUGGACGAGUCGGCCCACCGGGUCCUGUACUACGGCAAGGAGAUGACGCUCUUCCUGUCGGCCUGCAACGUGUGCCUGGACCCCAUCAUCUACUUCUUCAUGUGCAAGUCCUUCUCCAGGAGGCUCUUCAAGAAGUCCAACAUCCGGACCCGGAGCGAGAGCAUCCGCUCCCUGCAGAGCGUGCGGAGGUCCGAGGUGCGCAUCUACUACGACUACACGGACGUCUAG
Molecule: messenger RNA, 1080 nt
Organism: Sorex fumeus (smoky shrew)
Lineage: Eukaryota; Metazoa; Chordata; Mammalia; Eulipotyphla; Soricidae
Gene: GPR87
Product: G protein-coupled receptor 87
Exons: 2
Coding region: 1-1080 (359 amino acids)
Biological process (GO): negative regulation of adenylate cyclase activity; G protein-coupled receptor signaling pathway
Cellular component (GO): membrane
Molecular function (GO): G protein-coupled purinergic nucleotide receptor activity
Source: RefSeq, a predicted model, not a curated record